Molecule: messenger RNA, 2445 nt
Organism: Trichoderma aggressivum f. europaeum
Lineage: Eukaryota; Fungi; Ascomycota; Sordariomycetes; Hypocreales; Hypocreaceae
Product: CAZyme family GH63
Exons: 3
Coding region: 1-2445 (814 amino acids)
Biological process (GO): oligosaccharide metabolic process; protein N-linked glycosylation
Cellular component (GO): endoplasmic reticulum membrane
Molecular function (GO): Glc3Man9GlcNAc2 oligosaccharide glucosidase activity
Source: RefSeq, a predicted model, not a curated record
AUGGCCAGGUUUGCCCAACUGCUGGCCUCUGCGGCGGCGCUGGCGGUUGGUGCCUCAGCUACGGGCAGCGAAACCGUCCUGAUUAACGAAAUUGGCCGUCUGAACAACCAGAGCUUGCUAUGGGGGCCUUACAAGCCAAAUCUCUAUUUCGGAGUGAGGCCGAGGCUGCCCCAGGGCCUGUGGACGGGCUUGAUGUGGGGGAGAGUUGAGGGGUACAUGGAUAUCCAGUCGUUGUUCCGCUACACCUGUGAGCAGGGCCAGGACAUUCAUGGAUAUGGUUGGGAUGAGUACGAUGCACGGACUGGUGGCGUUCAGACGAUCCACGACGAAGGCAACGGCAUUGAUAUCACCACUUCCUUCAUCAAGGUUCCCGGAGGAAACCAUGGCGGCAGCUGGGCUGCGAGAAUCAAGGGAACUGUGCGUGAUGACACACCCGACGACACCAAGUAUCUGGUGCAUUACUACAUCGCCCAAGAAGGCCUGGGAGAUCUCGAGGUCCAGGGUGAGGACGGCGAUGGACUGGGAUUCGAAGGCGACGUCACCUUGAAAGGAAGCUCCAGUGCCCUGGGCGAUUACACCGUUGUGAUUACUGAGGGAUCCGGCAACCAUCCAACCUCUGACCAUGAAGUAUCCGCUUCACGACGAGGAGAUAGGACAGUGGUGCGUAGCCUCAGCCUCCCAGGCGAACAUAUCUGGCAGGCAAAGGCUGCAGUCUUCCGAGAGUUACAAGAACCCAUACAGGAGAUUCAACACCAAUUCACUGACGAAACUCUGCCUCCCCCAUGGCAAAUCUACCGACUCAAGUCCCACCCCGGCGGCGGUAACGUCCACCUCGUUCAGAAAGUGUUUGAAGGAUCAUUCGAAUUCGAUGUCAUCUUCUCAUCAGCCUCAGCUGGUAAGGAAUUGACAAGCCAAGACGUCACGCGAGAGAUUAAAGAGACCUCGGAGGCUUUUGCACAGCGGUUCUCAAGUGUCUUUGAUUUGAAGGCGCCUUACAACACCGACAAGUACCAAAAGUUUGGCAAGAGCAUGUUUUCCAACCUGAUUGGAGGCAUUGGAUAUUUCCAGGGACAUCAACUGAUUGACCGGUCUUAUGCCGAUGAGUACGAGGAAGAGAACGAGGGCUUCUGGGACGAUACGGCCGAGGCCCGAGCACGCAAGGCUCAGGAGCUAGAAGGCCCAUACGAGCUAUUUACGAGCGUUCCUUCGCGACCAUUCUUCCCUCGCGGGUUCUUCUGGGACGAAGGGUUCCAUCUCAUACCAAUUGCUGACUGGGAUAUCGACUUGACGCUCGAGGUUAUCAAGAGCUGGUAUAACACCAUGGACAGCGAUGGAUGGAUCCCCCGUGAGCAAAUUCUUGGCCCAGAGGCCAGAAGCAAAGUACCAGUAGAGUUCCAGGUCCAAUACCCCCACUACGCCAACCCGCCGACCCUAUUUUUAAUCAUCGAGGACUUCAUGGAGCGCCUUCGCGGUGCCAACGGUAGCGCGCCUGCCGAGAAGGAGACGCUAUCUCAAGGAGAGACCUUGUAUAACGCUCAUCUGGAUAACCUGGAGCUGGGUGGCGAUUUUCUCCGCAAGAUUUAUCCACUUCUUCGACGGCAAUACGAUUGGUUCCGCAAGACGCAGAGGGGUAACAUUAAGGCAUAUGACCGAGAGUCCUUCUCCUCCAAGGAGGCUUAUAGGUGGAAGGGCCGGUCCGAGACACAUUGUCUUACCAGUGGGCUGGAUGAUUAUCCUCGACCGCAGCCGCCGCACCCGGGUGAGCUCCAUGUGGAUCUCAUGUCGUGGGUGGGCUUCAUGACCAAGUCGCUCAUCAACAUUGCGGAUGCGUUGGGCAUUGCGGACGAAAUCGCCGAGCUCAAGAAGAAUCUAUUUGCCAUUGAGCGUAACCUUGAUGACCUCCACUGGUCGGAGAAGGAUGGCUGCUACUGCGAUGCCACUAUUGACGAAUAUGAGGAGCAUGCUCUCGUGUGCCACAAGGGAUACAUCUCGCUGUUCCCGUUCUUGGUCGGGUUGAUGAAGCCUGACGAUGCCAAGUUGGGCAAGAUUCUUGAUCUCGUGGGCGAUGAGAGUCACCUGUUCAGUCCUCAUGGCCUACGAAGUUUGAGCAAGCAAGAUCCGCUGUACGGGACGGAAGAGAACUACUGGCGCAGCCCAGUAUGGAUGCCCAUCAACUACAUGGCAUUAACACAACUCCACAGAAUCGCCACCCAGGAGGGCCCCUUCCAAGGCAAGGCUCGGGGCUUGUACAACAAGCUGCGCACGAAUCUGGUCGACACCGUGUUCAAGAGCUGGGAGGAGACGGGCUUCGCUUGGGAGCAGUACAACCCCGAGACAGGUGCCGGCCAGCGCACGCAGCACUUCACUGGAUGGACGAGCUUGGUGGUGAAGAUUAUGGCCAUGGCGCCCCUGGACGAUGCAGCGCCAAUUAGGGAUGAGCUGUGA